AUGGAACCCACCCAGGAGGUUAUAGAGACCACAGCCGUGGACCUGGGCGCCCUUCUGGACGCAGGGGACGGCGCAGUCGUCACACUGGUGGCGGGCGGCACCCGUCUUGUGGCGCACAGGGCCGUGUUGGCCGAUAGAAGUCCCGUGUUUGGCGGCAUGUUUCGCCACGACACACUGGAAGCCAACACCGGUGAGGUCGCAAUCCCAGACGUGGAGGGCCCGGUGCUGCGCCAGCUGGUCGCCUACCUCUACACCCUCCAGGCCCCUCAGCUGCCCAGCCUGGCCCCCCACCUGCUGGCAGCCGCUGAUAAAUACGGCGUGUCGGCCCUGAAGGCUCGGUGCGAGCAGCUCGUGGCCGCUCAGCUGUCCGUCGAGACUGCGGCGGCUGCAGCUGUUCUGGCGAUCAGGCACUCCUGCACCAGCCUCAGGCAGGCCGCCGUUAACUUCAUCAAGGCCAACGUCACCCAGGUUAUGACCACGCAGGGUUGGGCUGAUGCGGUGCGCACUCAGCCUGAAGACGUGGUCAGACUGAGUCAGUUGCUCGCGAGUCCUCUGGCAGCAGCCAGCGCGCCGGCCUCUGCAGACGGCAGUCCGCGCCCCGGCAGUGGGCCGCAGGGAGACCGCGGUCACACCCCUGCCACUGCUGCGCCGUCCACGGCCAGCCGCACUGCUCCUCCGCCAGAUGACUCUGCCGUCUCUUGCCUGCGGAACAUUCCGGAAAAGGAGAAGAACAGGAGAUUGAUUCAGGCAGCGAAGGAGGAUGCAGUCAAUGAGCUGCAGGAUCUACUGGCAGCUGGUGCGACCGUCGGGGCGAGGGAUGACCGCGAGAGCAGGUGGACCACCCUCCACUGGGCAGUAGAGAAGGGACAUGUGAAGGCAGCGAGGUGCCUGGUGGAGGGUGGAGCAGACGUGGACGCCAGGACCAGCAACUGGCAGGAGACGCCCCUGCACAGGGCUGCAGUUCAUGGCCACGAGGCUGUGGCACGGCUGCUGCUGAAAGCAGGGGCAGAGGUUAAUGCCAGGAACAGCAAGCAGAGGACGCCCCUCCACCUGGCUGGGUACCAUGGCCGUGAGGCUGUGGUGCGGCUGCUGUUGGCGGCCACUCCCUACCACAACGCCAGGGAUCAGUGGGGGGACACGCCGCUGCACGAUGCAGCUCUGCAGGGCCACGCAGGGGUGGCAUCUGCACUGCUUGAGGCUGGGGCUGACCGUAGGACCAGUAAUAUCCAGGGGAAAACACCACUGGACCUCGCCAGGCAGAACAACCACCAGCAGCUGAUAGAAAUGCUAAGAUGA
Messenger RNA from Schistocerca americana (American grasshopper), 1296 nucleotides. Its product is annotated as poly [ADP-ribose] polymerase tankyrase-1-like. The record is from RefSeq and is a predicted model, not a curated record. Lineage: Eukaryota; Metazoa; Arthropoda; Insecta; Orthoptera; Acrididae. Gene Ontology annotation, molecular function: protein binding. The coding region runs from base 1 to 1296 and encodes 431 amino acids. The transcript is spliced from 3 exons.